Messenger RNA from Capronia coronata CBS 617.96, 1953 nucleotides. RefSeq lists its product as uncharacterized. The coding region runs from base 1 to 1953 and encodes 650 amino acids. The record is from RefSeq and is a predicted model, not a curated record. NCBI's taxonomy places the organism in Eukaryota, Fungi, Ascomycota, Eurotiomycetes, Chaetothyriales, Herpotrichiellaceae. The transcript is spliced from 4 exons. Gene Ontology annotation, molecular function: catalytic activity.
AUGAUUCCCGAGAAAGUUUACGAUUUGUGCCAGAACGGCCUGUCGGUGACCGGUGAACUGGCCAAAAACACUGACCUUACUCCUCAUGAGGCCUGCAAGAGACUCUUUCGGGUCGACAUCGAGGAUGAGGUAGUCACAAAGAAAGUUCAUGUCUCCCAUGAAGAACCCAGUGACCUGGAACAGGCGCAAAGGUGUGGACGAUGGGGAGAAUCCACUCCUAGCGAGCUUUUCCUUAGGAUAUACCACGACGUGCUAUGCACCCUUGAGAAAAACCCUGUUGCGGGCGUCUGCGCACCGUCUCUCAUGGGAAGCAAUGGAGUGUGCCCACUCACCAUCAUGGCUACGGUACCUGAAAUCUGUCGGCACAUGUCCAACGUGAUAGCUAGAGCGGAGCACGAGGUAUAUCUGGCAACCAACUUCUGGAUGUAUUCAGAGCCGAGUAGGUUGAUCACCAAUGCUCUUCGAGAGCUCUCGAGGAAGGCUGUGGAGGGAAAUCGGCGAGUAGUAGUUAAGAUUAUAUAUGACCGAGGCAGCGUCAAACAGGUUGUGAACAAUCACCUGCCAGUGUCGCCAGAGGAGUUCUCAGAUCCGAAUGGCAAAAUCCGGAUUCCGCAUCCCGACGACCUUCCGAAUGUUGAUAUUGAAGUCAUCAACUUCCAUCUUCCGGUUUUCGGAACCUUCCACUCCAAGUAUGUGGUAGUGGAUCGCAAAAUCGCCAUUCUUCAAAGCAACAACAUUCAAGACAUAGACAACCUUGAAAUGAUGACCCAGUGGGAAGGACCCGUAGUGGACUCUUUCUAUGAGGUUGCGCUCAUUUCAUGGCACAACCGUCUCAACCCUCCGCUUCCUUGCAUCGAUCAGCCGGCUGCAAGCGCCCCUUUGCCGACGUUCGAAAGCGAAAGCCACGGGACCUUGUUCGACAAGCAUGGGAAUAUAGUCCCAGUGUCACAAUCCAACACCACCGUUCCCGACGGCGACGAGAACUUGCGAGAUCUUGCACAGCACGGGGCACAAUUGGACCUACCUCAACAUACUUCCCAAGAUCCUCAUUAUGAUCCGGACAUAAAGUCUGAAGUAUUGCGAUCCGUGGCCACAUUGAACCCUCGCCAGGGUGAAAGGCGGAUUGACGCAAUCACUCGCAUGCUGAACACGACCAUCCAGCCCAACACUAAAGGGAGUGCUCCGGACCUCGAACCAAGCGACUCCAUGACGCCACUCAUUCCAAUACCACGGCAUGAUCCUUUCCCCAUUGCCAUGGUAUGCAGGGAGCCCUGGGGAGCUCCUAACAAGCAGUCUCUGCACACGCCACAAAACGAAGCAUUCAUGUCUGCUUUGCGCCAUGCAACCAAGUCGGUAUUCGUCCAAACACCUGAUCUGAACGCCGAGGCACUACUGCCAGAGAUUGUCAAAGCCUGCAGACGAGGCGUGAAGGUGACGUACUACUAUUGCCUCGGAUACAACGAUGCAGGCGAGCUCUUACCCUUCCAAGGAGGCCAUAACGAGAUGGUGGCCCAUGGCCUGUAUCAAGACCUGGAACCUGAGUAUCACCAAAACCUGAACAUCUACGCCUAUGUGGCAAAGGAUCAGAUUCAUCCAAUCCACAACAAAUUCAAGCAGCGCUCUUGUCACAUCAAGCUAAUGACGGUUGACGGGCAUAUCGGCAUCCAAGGAAAUGGGAAUCAAGACACUCAAAGCUGGUACCACAGCCAGGAAGUGAAUGUCAUGAUUGACAGUGAACUGGUAAUUGGCAAGUGGAUGGAAGCAAUUCACCAAAACCAGAACACGCAUGUGUAUGGUAAAGUUGUCAAUGAAGGCCCAGACGCUGGGUGCUGGAAAGACUCGGAAACGGGACAACAAGCCGAAGGUGCAAUUGGCGUAGACCCGGGACGAUUCGCUUGGGCGAAAGGGAUUGUCGGUGCGGUGCAGAGAGUACGAGGAGCGGGAGGAUUUUGA